Messenger RNA from Peronospora matthiolae, 168 nucleotides. The record is from the annotation of a GenBank genome assembly. NCBI's taxonomy places the organism in Eukaryota, Oomycota, Peronosporomycetes, Peronosporales, Peronosporaceae.
AUGGAUGGAGCUGUUGCGUUCUGUCUAUGCAAGAAGCAGGCAGGAAUGGCUGUCAGCACGAUGGAGGCGGAGUUCGUGGAAGCGUCGCAGGGUGGUCGUGAGCUGCUGGGAUUAAUAGAGCUCUUCAACGAGUUGAAAAUGGCGAUGGUCGAGCCCAUGCCGAUUUAA